UGACAUUUUACUACACUUUUUGCAUUUCCUCACAAUGGUGGCAGGUGUGGGAAGAAAUGGCACUUUCUUUUCUUAUAUUCACGCGGGAAUAUUGGGCCAGCCCACAUACUACUGCAUGGAUAUAGAAUGGUUAAUGAUGGCUACGGUAUCGAUGAUUGCAAUGUUACUGAAGUGUAGAACCAGAAUCUCCAAGCUUCAUGGAUUUCUCAAAACCUUGUACCUGUCCUUCUACCAAAGCCAAAGCCAUGCAUUUCCUCAAGCAGCAUCAAGGCAAACCAAAAAGCAAACCCAUUACUCCAUUUCGCAGUGACAGCAACACCAACAUGAAAAAACCUGAGAAAUUGAAUUUGAAAUUGAAAGAAAAGAAGAAGAAGGAUGAGCCCAGAGAGUAUACGAGGAAUGUAAUUGGGAAAAUUUACAACACGCUAAAGUACUCAACCUGGGAAACAGCUGAGUCAGAGCUCAACAAUCUCCCUUUGAAGUGGGACUCAUACAGGGUGAACCAGGUUCUGAAGUCACACCCGCCAAUGGAGAAAGCGUGGCUGUUCUUCAACUGGGCCUCUGAGCUCAAAGGGUUCAAGCACGACCAAUACACUUACACUACAUGCUUGGAUAUUUUCGGGGAAGCUGUGAGAUAUCUUCCGAUGAAGCACGUUUUCCAAAGAUGCACGAGAAGGGAAUCAAGGUUGAAUUCUGUUACCUACACUUCCAUGAUGCAUUGGCUUUCCAGUUAUGGGAACGAGGAUGCUAUGCAAAUGUGGGAAGAAAUGAAAGUCAAGGAGAAGGCGGAUGGGAGCACACUGUGUGUACUUAAACAGGCGUAUAUGUAAGAUUCUGGUUAUGAAAUAAAAAAGUAAAGGACGGCACUACGUGUUUACAAGGAGAUGAUUGGCUCUGGUGUUGCUCCAAAUUGCCACACUACACUGUCCUAAUGGACCCAUCUUAUUGGGUCUGGAAAAUGUAAAGAGGCCCUAGAGAUUUUUGAAAAGAUGCAAGAGGCUGGGGCACGACCUGACAAAGCUGCAUGCAAUAUUUUGAUUGAGAGGUGUUCUGAAGUUGGUGGGACUGAGUUACUGACACAUAUCCUUCAGUACAGAAGAAACCGUCGUUGUUCUCCAUACCCUGUUUUUGUUUAAAGCAUGGAAGCUUAAAGUGUGCUGGUGGGGAUGAUACCCUUCUAAGGCAAUGAAUCCUCAGUUUUACCAUUGAGCAUAAGGAAGAAAAGACAAAAUUAUUCUGUCAGCGUUGCCUGGUCAGAUUCUCCUACCUAACAUUGGAUACAAGAGCUUUUAUUUGUUUUAUGAAAAAUAGAAUGUUGUUGCUAUUGACAUUACUUAGAGGGAUGAUGGAAAAGAAACUAUCUUUAGAUCAUAAGGUUAUCUCAACCAUUAUUGAGGUAAAUUGUAGUCAUUGCCGACCUGAAGGUGCUUUGUUGGCUUUCAAGUACAGUGUUACAAUGGGAAUAAGUAUAGAGAGAACAGGAUAU
This is a messenger RNA of Vigna umbellata (rice bean), 1486 nucleotides long. Its product is annotated as Tetratricopeptide repeat (TPR)-like superfamily protein. Lineage: Eukaryota; Viridiplantae; Streptophyta; Magnoliopsida; Fabales; Fabaceae. The record is from RefSeq and is a predicted model, not a curated record. Gene Ontology annotation, molecular function: protein binding.